UGGGAAAUGCAGCCAGAGCCCCACCAGGAAGUUCAGGGCGAGUGACGGGUGUGUGCUUCUUUCAACAGCCGAGCCGCAAUGAAGAGCUUCUUACAGUGAAAGCAAAGUAGGUCGCGCCCACUGAAAAUGCCUUUAAGGGACAAAUACUGUCAGACUGACCACCAUCAUCACGGAUGCUGUGAACCAGUUUAUAUCCUGGAACCUGGAGAUCCUCCUUUGUUACAGCAACCACUACAGACAUCCAAAUCUGGCAUUCAGCAAAUAAUUGAGUGCUUUCGAUCAGGAACUAAACAACUUAAGCAUAUUUUAUUAAAAGAUGUGGACACUAUUUUUGAAUGUAAAUUAUGCCGCAGUCUCUUCAGAGGAUUACCAAAUUUAAUUACCCAUAAAAAAUUCUACUGCCCACCAAGUCUCCAGAUGGAUGACAACCUUCCUGAUGUAAAUGAUAAACAAAGCCAAGCCAUAAACGAUCUCCUAGAAGCCAUAUAUCCAAGUGUGGACAAGCGAGAAUAUAUUAUUAAGCUAGAACCCAUAGAAACUAAUCAAAAUGCAGUGUUUCAGUAUAUUUCAAGGACUGAUAAUCCCACUGAAGUUACAGAGUCAAGCAGUACUCCUGAGCAAACAGAGGUUCAAAUGCAGGAAAUUAGCACUGAACAGUCUAAAACAGUACCAGUUCCAGAUACAGAGGUGGAAGCUAUAGAGCCCCCUCCUGUUGAGAUAGUUGCAGAUGAAGUUGUAGCUACACCUGAUGAACAACCUCAGGAAUCACAGGCUGACUUGGAAACUUCUGACAGUUCUGAUUUUGGUCACCAGUUGAUAUGUUGUCUUUGUAGAAAAGAAUUCAAUUCCAGACGAGGUGUUCGUCGUCACAUUCGAAAAGUACACAAGAAAAAGAUGGAAGAACUAAAAAAGUACAUUGAAACACGAAAGCAUCCAAACCAGUCCUCUAAAGGACGCAGUAAGAAUGUUCUAGUUCCAUUAAGUAGGAGUUGUCCAGUGUGCUGUAAAUCAUUUGCUACAAAAGCGAAUGUAAGGAGGCAUUUUGAUGAAGUUCAUAGAGGACUAAGGAGGGAUUCAAUUACUCCUGAUAUAGCAACAAAGCCUGGGCAGCCUUUGUUCCUGGAUUCAGUUUCUCCUAAAAAAUCUUUUAAGACUCGAAAACAAAAGUCGUCUUCAAAGGCUGAAUACAAUUUAACUGCGUGCAAAUGCCUCCUUUGCAAGAGGAAAUAUAGUUCGCAAAUAAUGCUUAAAAGACAUAUGCAAAUUGUACACAAGAUAACUCUUUCUGGAACAAACUCUAAAAGAGAGAAAGGCCCUAAUAAUACUGCCAACAGUACAGAAAUAAAAGUUAAAGUUGAACCAGCAGAUUCUGUAGAAUCUUCACCCCCUUCCAUUACCCAUUCUCCACAGAAUGAAUUAAAGGGAACAAAUCAUUCAAAUGAAAAAAAGAACACACCGGCAGCACAGAAAAAUAAAGUUAAGCAAGACUCUGAAAGCCCUAAAUCAACUAGUCCGCCUGCUGCAGGUGGCCAGCAAAAAACCAGGAAACCAAAACUUUCAGCUGGCUUCGACUUUAAGCAACUUUACUGUAAACUUUGUAAACGUCAGUUUACUUCCAAACAGAAUUUGACUAAACACAUCGAGUUGCACACAGAUGGAAAUAACAUUUAUGUUAAAUUCUACAAGUGUCCUCUUUGCACUUAUGAAACUCGUCGGAAGCGUGAUGUGAUACGACAUAUAACUGUGGUUCAUAAAAAGUCUUCCCGCUACCUUGGGAAGAUAACAGCCAGUUUAGAGAUCAGAGCUAUAAAAAAGCCCAUUGAUUUUGUUCUAAAUAAAGUGGCAAAAAGAGGCCCUUCGAGGGACGAAGCAAAACAUAGUGAUUCAAAACAUGAUGGCACUUCUAACUCUCCUAGUAAAAAGUAUGAAGUAGCUGACGUUGGUAUUGAAGUCAAAGUCACAAAGAACUUUUCUCUUCACAGAUGCAAUAAAUGUGGAAAGGCAUUUGCCAAAAAGACUUACCUUGAACAUCAUAAGAAAACUCAUAAGGCAAAUGCUUCCAAUUCACCCGAAGGAAACAAAACCAAAGGCCGAAGUACAAGAUCUAAGGCUCUUGUCUGAUAACUUCAAGUGAUGUACGAAAAGGUUUGGAGUUCAUUUUUGUGGAAAGACUUUAAAUUGGUGUUAGAACCACUAAACGUCUUCAAAUGGUACUAUGAGGAAAAAGAGAAAACCAUUUUCAUAAAUAUUCAACUGUAACUGCUGUUUUCUGACUAAAUUAAUAACCAUCUGACCACUUGUCUCUCAGGCCCUCCCUGCCUCUUCCAGCACUUUCAAGUAGCUGUGACAUUAAACAUACCGUCAUCACAGUCCAUCAGCUAACUACCCUUGACCUUGUGCAUUUGGCCUACCAUUUCUAACAAAAAUACCGCAAAUUCUGUUUUCUGAACAGUUUGUCGAGUAAAGCAAUCAACAACCUGAAGAAAAUAUCACCACUGGUGAUUUUUAAUUGACACAGGCUUUCUAUCAUAGGGAUUUUAGCUUUGUUCCACUUUAUUUGGCAAAAUUUUCAUCUUGAUUGUACAGAUAGAUAUAUUUUCUAGUUAGUCUAUGAUAAGAGCAAAAGGCAAAUUAGUCUCAACACAUUAUGAAUAUUUAGCUUACUAAAUAUUUGUGAUUAUUUUCAUAUCCAUUUAUUCCUAACUUAUUCUCCAGCACUUAAGUGUUUGAAAGUUUCAUUCUAGAGAAGAUGAUACAAGAAAGUUCCAGUUCAUUUUCAUGCGUGGAUCAUUACAUUUUUCAUUUGUUAACAUCUGAGCUUUUGGUGAAAAUUAAACAUUCCCCUAUUUUCCUUUAAAUUUUAUACACAAGCACUUUAAUGAUAGAUGCAACUUAAUUUUUCCAGUUUCUUUUUUUUUUAAAAAAAGACCACACAUUUGCUAAUGUUAAUAUGAAGGUAAUAAAUAACUUACUUAAUGUUUUAUAGAUGCAGACAAUCCAUGCACAACCACUUCUUAUGAUACUAGUGUAUUUCCUUAAAUAUUGCUAAAAAAAGAUGGAGUAGAAACUUGAUUUUUUUUUCCCCUCCCAGAAUAAAUUUUAAAUGACCACUUUAGAUAAUAUUUGAUUCCUACUGUAAAACUUGGAGAAUAAUGAAUUCUUGUCCAUUUUUGUAAUCAAGAUUUUAGGAAAAACAAGUCCAUUUAUCUUUAUGAAAUUUUGGGCAGGUUUUUGUGUAUUAAUAUUUUGUACUUUUUAGGGAAUAUUUUAUUUUUAGUAAUUUGUGUCAAAUUAUAAUUUUAAAAGGUACAGCAGAAAAUAUACCAUGUUUUUAUGUAGGUUCAUACCUGUAUUUAGGAAGGACUCUGUCCAUCUUAUAUACUUUUUGUAUAAAAUUUUAAAAUGUUGAAGAUCCACAAGGUCAUAGUAAAAAGCUUCUAUAGGUAGAAAAACAUUUACCCUUCCUAGUGCUUUGCACUAAAAUAUACUGUGAAAGGAAAUUAGAAGGACUGUAACUGUUGCUGGAAAUGUUCUAUAUUGAAUGUACAUGCUCUUGUUGGAAAAAUGUACUUAUAUGUGAUGGAAAUAAACCAGACUCGAAAUUAUUUCAGCUAAAUGUGCUUCAACAAAGGUGCAUUGGUUGAAACUUAAAUGUUUUAUUGUCAAAUUUAAAGUUAUUCAGUGACUAUGAGCAGCUACACUUGAAUUAUAUUCUGAUAGUUUUAUUUUUAAGAAUUACAGUAAUAAUUUCUCUUUAAUUUAAAAGCAGAUUUACUUUUCCUCAUAUGGAAAACUUGUACUUAUAGGUCUAACUUUAAAGAUUAAUAGUGUAAUAUAUUUAGGGAACUAAAUGUGUAGGUGGUAUUCCAUUUAUAAACCGUCUUCAUCAGUUGCACAUUAUUAAACCUCUGUGUUUGACUUUUGCAAGGUGUUAUCUUUUAUGCAUUCCUACACACAAGACAUAUUCCAAAGAAAUUUUCCAGUCUUAAGUACCUAUAACCAAUGAAAAGAUAGGAGGAUUCCUUAGAUAUUUGGGGGAGCUCUUUGCUGCAUCCUCUCGUGUACGUCAGCCUUUUCCUCUCUGCUUUACUUGUUAAAUAUUGUGGGAAAGAAAGAAAACUGGUCUGCUCAUGGAGGAGGGGAGCCCAAUGGCUGAAAUUCCCUUACCCCACUCACGUUUUUCCAUGGGGCUGUUCAAAGCGUAUUUCCCCUGUAAUAAUUCUAGGGCCACAGAGCAGGAAUUUAGGAGGAGGAAAUGAGGGUUCCAGAGAUUGUCAAAAGAUUUCAUCUGGGUCGUAUAGAAAAAAAAUAGCACUGUGUCAGGACUUGCCUAUAUUAGAAGUGGCUGUAGGAAUUAGGAAUAUUUUUUCAUAAUAGCCAAAUUAAUUAAUCACAGAAGACAAGAGUUAGAAGCAGUGGCAUUACACUGGGACCAGUUUAGGAAGGUAAAUGAUUAGAAAUUAUUUGUUCUUCCUAUUCCUUUCUGGUCUUCAUCUUCUUGGUUUUAUUUUGGUUCUUGAGCUCUUUCAUCUCAGAGGCUAAGGUUUUUGAGGCCUAAGAAAUUUGUGCCAGAAUCUUUUCUGCAUGUAGGCUACGUAAACAAAUAUUUACAUGCCUUUUUGUUGUUGUAAGGAGGGUAGUUAAUCAGAUAAAGAGCCAUCAGAAGUUGCUUAUUUAUAUUAAGACGUAUCUGUGGUUAUAGAUUAUAUCCACCUUUACUGCUGUUUGAUCUUGUCAGAGUUUUUUAUGGAAUUCACCUUAUCUAAUAGACUUUCCACUCUUAAAUGUGAUGAAAGAGGAGAAACAAUAAGUAUUGCUUGCACUUCAACUUCAUAAGUUUAGACAGUAUAAGUGAGAACUGGAUGAGAUAUGGCUAACAUUGGAUAGGUGUUCAUUAGAACAUACACAAGGGCUUGAGUACACAACAACAACUUUUUUGGUUCAUAACCUCUUUUUUCCUCUUUACUCAUUGCUUUAAAAAGAGAACCUUUGAAGAAUGCGCAAAUUACACAUCCUUAAUAUUUAGCCUAGUUUUGUGUAUAUGUGCAAGUUUUUUGGUUGACAGAUUGCUUUUAUUGUCGAAAAAUACCUUCACAUUUUUAGGAAAAUGUUAUAUUGCUUUGUGGUUAAUAGGCUGUUCCUCUCAGAUGCUUUAAAGAGCCUGUGGAGGCAGUAGUGGGGAGCUUUUUGGUUUUGCGAUGACGUAAGGCUUUGGGAUAAACAGGAAUUUCCCCAUAGGUAUUAUGGCACGUAGGUAUGGCGAAAGGCCCAGUAGAUACCAGUUCCUGUUGUGAAGUUGCAAAAGAUCUUUUCAGAGAGCAUGGCCAUUGAAAGUAAGAGAGACACACUUCUAAAAAUGUAAGAAAUUUGGCCUCCAGGUUUCCUCUAGCACAAGGCCUUAGUUUGACUUGCGGAAGUUACUUUUCUUAAGGAACUCAUAGGCUGUGAGGAUUAUGGUUUAGCCAUGACUCUCAGUUGAUCUGAAGCCUAGCUAUAAUGUAUGUCAACCAUCAUGUUGGCUGUGCUGUUAGAAUUCUGUACUCUGCUAGUUUUUCCCUCCUCUCGAGGAAACCUUGGGAUUUAAAAGGAGUAAGGAUCUUCUGUGUUUUCUGAAGUAUUAGGCACAUGGUAGAAUGCAGGAUAAAACAAAUUUCCAUUAACUUUUGGCGUUCCUAACUUUCUGAAUCCAUUCUUCGUCUCUUUUACAAUUUGUUUCUGUAACCUUUUCUUCUGACUUCUGUUCUGAGCUUCCAGCUCUUGUCUUACCUUGUUUUCUCUCCUGGUUAAUUAGCAGAGAUCAUUAGUACCAACAUAACUAAAAACAUGUUUUGGGAGGAGGGUGAGAGGGUGGAAAACGGCUCAUUUUCUUCCUUAAUCUUUAUUGCUGGACACUGGAUUUGGCAGGUUUAUUACUUUAAAGCUUCCUUCUCUACAUCUUUCCACCACUGCCACACGACAAGGAGAGGAGAACUUAAUAGAAGACCACAGGUGCAUCUCGCGGGGAAAUGCCCAAAGUUGGAGUUUUGCUGUUUGUGCCCACUUAGCAGAAUUAAUUUGCUUGACUGUAUAUUUUUGAGGUCAGGGACUGUGUCUUGAUAAUUUUGUAUAGUGCCUAGCACUCCUUGAUGUAUACACAGGCACUUUAAAUAAAUGUUUGAUAACGACACUAAAGGAGUGGCCUUUUCCGUCGCAGAAUUGUACUAUCAUAUACUUUGAGACGCUGGGUCUUCAUUUCAUCAGUAUUGGUGGAUUUUGCUUAUUUUAGAAAAUAACACCAGUACUAGAUGAGAGUUUGUGAAAGUAAAGAGAAUUCUUAGUAAUAGCUAAUAAUAAUGAACAUUUGUGGUGUGCUUGUUGUAUGCCAAGCCCUCUGCUAACCCUUUGCAUGCAUUAUGCCCCUACUCUUACCAGCAGUCCUCUGAAAUAAGAACUGUUACUUCAUUAUUUCUAUUUUAUAGAACACAAAAUUGAAGCUAAAGAAGUUCAGUGAUUCACCCACGUUCACACAGCUAGUAAACUUAGCAGAGCUGAGACUUGACACUAGGUCCGACUCCAAAGCCUGUGCCCUUAAUUAGUACAACCUUACAUUUGCACAUAUUACUGUUUGCAAAGCGUGUUCAUGGCAUUACCUUAUUGGUAGCUAGGAUAAUGAUCUGGGACCAGAUAGUGAAAUGUUUGGAUUCACAAAUUACUUCCUGUGUGACCUUGGACAAGUUACUUAAACAUUCUGUGCCUUAGUACCUCAUCUCUUAAAUGGGAUAUUCCUUACCUCAGUGGAUUGUUUGGAGAAUAAAA
Trichechus manatus latirostris (Florida manatee) is the source of this 6795-nucleotide messenger RNA. RefSeq names its product zinc finger protein 800 (gene ZNF800). The transcript is spliced from 5 exons. The record is from RefSeq and is a predicted model, not a curated record. Bases 127 to 2121 code for a protein of 664 amino acids. NCBI's taxonomy places the organism in Eukaryota, Metazoa, Chordata, Mammalia, Sirenia, Trichechidae.